AUGGGAGGCGGCGGCGGCGCCAAUGGUGACCCCGAAGAGGCCAACGACAACAACACCAGCGGCCACGAGACAUCAUCAACCGAAAAGAAACCUCCUCCGGCACCGGCUUUGCAAGUCAUCGUUCUGGGCUCUGGUGGAGGACCUAUCGAGUCCAAUGUCACGGCGUUCCUCGUACGCCCAAUAGCGGCGGGCUGGAGGAGAGGGUCAGUCAUUGCCGUUGAUGCAGGCGUACACCUCGGUGCCAUCGAGAAGAUUUUGGCAAAGACUCAGCCAGCCACACUUGGCGAGGAUGAAGAACAUGCUCUGCCAUACACCCUCACCACGGGGCCAUUCGCAGGGCUCCAAGUUCCCUCGGCUAAAUCAACUGCCAAUGCAUCCUUCAUUCACCGGACCCUGAUCGACACAUACCUAAUAACGCACCCUCAUCUCGACCACAUUGCCGGCUUCGUAAUCAACACAGCAGGUCAAGGUAGUUCUAGACCCAAGAAACUCGCCGGUCUACCCAACACGAUAGCAGCUUUCAAGACUCACAUCUUCAACAACGUCAUAUGGCCGAACCUGAGUGACGAGAACAACGGAGUUGGGUUGGUGACGUAUACGCGCCUGGUAGAGGGCGGCUCAUCAGCGCUGGGAGAGGGCGAGUCAAAGGGCUACCUUGAGAUCACUGACGACCUCGCAGUUAAGGUUUGGGCUGUCAGUCAUGGUCAUUGCUAUGAGAGGCACACUCAUCGCGGCAGCGGCAGCGUCACGCGCCCGGGAAGCUUCGAUGCUUCCUCUAUGGGAGCAUCGCCCAUGGGUGUCAUGAGUCCGCCCAUGUCCCAUCUGGGACCCCGUGGGCUGGCUCAUCAUAACAGCAUAUCCGCGGCUAAUAACAGCCUUGCCGCAUUUAUCCAACAGCAGCAGCAGAGAGACCAGGAUCGAAUGUCUAUCCACCCCGGAAACCUGUUCGGCGGCGGCGGUCGUAGCAACUCCAUCUCAGGACUUGGCGGCGGACACGCAGCAGAUGAAUCAGUGUGUGUUUAUGACAGUUCGGCCUACUUCAUUCGCGAUGUAACGACGGGCAGGGAAAUUAUCAUCUUUGGUGAUGUUGAGCCAGAUUCCGUCAGUUUGUCACCACGGAACCGGAACAUCUGGCGAGAGGCCGCGCCCAAGAUUGCCAGUGGGAAGCUCACUGCCAUUUUCAUCGAAUGCAGCUUUGACGAUUCCCAGACGGAUGAUCGUCUGUUCGGACACCUCACACCAAGGUAUAUUGUCGAGGAAAUGACCGCUCUGGCCGAGGAGGUGACAGCUGCGAGGAUGGAUAUCCUGCGCAGACAGUACGAAAAGGAACACGGCAUCAAGCGCCAGUCAACAGUUACCCGUCCGGGUCCCAUGGCAAGGAGUUACUCCGACUACGGAAGCGUCAGCAGCGAUAAGAAGCGCAAGCGCCAAGAGGAGGAGGACCGCAACACCCGACGAAGGACGAUAACAUCACAUGCGCGAGCAGCCAGCGCCAACCCGGGAUUCAGGACCAGAAGAGAACAAUCAAUAGCAGCAGGAGCUGGAGCAGACAAAAGCCAACAUCCACAGUCAUCACAGCAGCAAACUGAAGACUCCAUCUCCCCAAAAUCCGGCAAGCGCUACGAAAACCGUCUCAGCUCCGCCUCAGCCCAAGCAGCCGCCGCCGCCGCAAGCACCACCUCCCUGCACGAAAACGACGGCGUCAACCCGCGCAACCCAACCGGCUUCCGCAUCGACACCCCGCACCUCACCACGCCCACGGCCGAGAUGUCCCUCGACGAUUUCCAGCAGCGCGCCACGGUCAACCACCAACCGCAAUUCAACACUUCCCUGCAACAGCACCAAAUGGGCGGCGGCCUUUCCCGAGCCAACAACCUCCCGCAACUCCAUCUCUCCGAACCCACCUCCCCUUACGGCUCCCCUUCGUCGUCGAACGCAAUGUCCAUCUCCACGCUCCCGCCCCCCGCAGCACCAGCAGCCGUUCACUCCUCCUCCCAACUUAACAACCACCCCAACCAAGCCAACCCAUCCUCCUCUUCCGGCGGCGGGUCAGGCCUCGUCUCAUCAUCGUCAAUAUCCAACGUCACCCCGGCGACAUCCAUGUCCCUCUACCUCAACGGCAACACGCGCGAUAUGAUGGAUACGGACUCCAACGCCGACGUGGAUAUUAACGUGGAGCUGGCGAGACAGUUACCCGAGCAGCCGCUGGAGGGACUAAAGGUGGUGAUUAUUCAUGUUAAAGACAGGAUGGUGGAUGGGCCGAGUGCCGGGGAGGUGAUUUUGGAGCAGCUGGCGGAACAUGAGGAGGAGUGUAGGUUGGGGGUGGAGUGGGUUAUGAGUUUUGCUGGGCAGGAGGUUUUUGUUUAGGGGAAGGUUGGUAUAUGUGGGGUGGGUACGGUGAGGUUAUAUAUAUAUAUCAAGGAGAUAUAUAUAGAGGGGAAUGGGGAGGGUGGGUGGAAGGUAUUUUCUCUUCGGUUCUUGAUGGCGAUCUGUUAUUGUA
Molecule: messenger RNA, 2500 nt
Organism: Neurospora tetraspora
Lineage: Eukaryota; Fungi; Ascomycota; Sordariomycetes; Sordariales; Sordariaceae
Product: cAMP phosphodiesterases class-II-domain-containing protein
Exons: 2
Coding region: 1-2367 (788 amino acids)
Biological process (GO): cAMP catabolic process; negative regulation of glucose mediated signaling pathway
Molecular function (GO): 3',5'-cyclic-AMP phosphodiesterase activity; 3',5'-cyclic-GMP phosphodiesterase activity
Source: RefSeq, a predicted model, not a curated record